Botrytis fragariae is the source of this 879-nucleotide messenger RNA. Its product is annotated as putative abhydrolase domain-containing protein. Gene Ontology annotation, molecular function: catalytic activity. The record is from RefSeq and is a predicted model, not a curated record. NCBI's taxonomy places the organism in Eukaryota, Fungi, Ascomycota, Leotiomycetes, Helotiales, Sclerotiniaceae. The transcript is spliced from 4 exons. Gene Ontology annotation, cellular component: mitochondrion. Bases 1 to 879 code for a protein of 292 amino acids.
AUGUCUCCUCGCUUGCUAUCACCUACUCUCCUCCGAGCAUGUCGGAGGAAUUACUCUACAUCUAGCACCGUUUCUUUGGCAUUCGAUUUGUACGAACCUGCCAAAGCCUCGUCCAAUGCUCCACGAGCCAUCAUCUUCAUGCAUGGUUUAUUCGGAUCCAAGAAGAAUAACAGGAGCAUCAGUAAGGCUCUCGCAAGAGAUCUAGGAAGGCCUGUCUAUGCGGUUGAUCUUCGAAAUCAUGGCGACUCACCGCAUCACCCUAAACACGAUUAUACUGCCAUGGCAGCCGAUGUAGCUGGAUUCAUAAACGAGCAUAAACUUACCGGGCCUACACUGAUAGGCCACUCAAUGGGAGCAAAGACCGCAAUGGCUUUAGCACUUGAAUCGCCAGAAAUGGUCGAAGAUAUAGUAUCCGUGGAUAAUGCACCCAUUGAUGCGGCACUCCUCAGUAACUUUGCAAAAUACAUCCAAGGAAUGAAGAAAAUCGAAGACGCGGGAGUCUCUAAGCAAACUGAAGCGGAUAAAAUCUUGCAGGACUAUGAAGAGGAGCUUCCUAUCCGCCAAUUUCUCCUCGGAAACCUUGUGCGCACUGAAGAUAAGACGCAAAAAUUCAAGGUUCCUCUCAAGAUUAUCGGAGCUGCUUUGGACAAUUUGGGCGACUUCCCGUUCAAGGAUCCAGAUUCGAUACGCUUCAACAAACCUACAUUAUUUGUUCGUGGAACUCAAAGCCACUAUGUGCCAGAUGAAGCACUUCCUAUAAUUGGAAAGUUCUUCCCCCGUUUCGAAUUGGCCGAUAUAGAUGCUGGACAUUGGGUAAUCUCUGAGAAACCAGAGGAAUUUAGACAAGCUGUCGUAGAAUUCUUGAAGCCAAAGGAAUAG